AAGAUUGUUAAUCUCGGUGUGGGGAGACUUGGCUUUUGGAGAACAUUGACUCAAGAGCAAAUGUAUCUACCUCCUGAAUUUUGAGUGAGUGAGACAUUAAAGCUUUGAGAUUUUCCCAAAUGGAAUCUUGCCAUAUGGAAAGAAUGCAUGAUUUCAUAGGAUAUAGACAACUGGCUUAAGCCAACAUUUCUGGACAGUAAGAAACUGCAAAUCAAGGAAGAAGUGCUUAGAAAUAUUUUCACAUAAAGAGAAUUUUAGGAAAGGAAGAUGGAUCAACCUAGUGGAAGGAGUUUUAUGCAAGUAUUAUGUGAAAAAUAUAGUCCUGAAAACUUUCCUUACCGUCGUGGUCCUGGGAUGGGAGUCCACGUCCCAGCCACGCCUCAGGGCUCUCCUAUGAAAGAUCGCCUCAACCUCCCAAGUGUACUGGUGUUGAACAGCUGUGGAAUAACAUGUGCAGGAGAUGAAAAAGAAAUUGCUGCCUUCUGUGCUCAUGUGUCGGAACUAGAUCUUUCUGACAACAAACUCGAAGACUGGCAUGAGGUCAGUAAAAUUGUGUCAAAUGUUCCCCAGUUGGAGUUUCUAAACCUGAGUUCCAACCCUCUGAAUUUGUCGGUUUUAGAAAGAACAUGUGCUGGGUCCUUCUCUGGGGUUCGCAAACUUGUCCUCAACAACAGCAAAGCUUCUUGGGAGACGGUCCACACGAUACUGCAGGAGUUACCCGAUUUGGAGGAGCUCUUCCUGUGCCUUAACGACUAUGAAACAGUGUCUUGUCCUUCUAUUUGCUGUCAUUCUCUUAAGCUACUACAUAUAACAGACAAUAACCUCCAAGACUGGACUGAAAUACGAAAGUUAGGAGUUAUGUUUCCUUCACUGGAUACUCUCGUCCUGGCGAACAAUCAUUUGAAUGCUAUUGAGGAGCCUGAUGAUUCACUGGCCCGGUUGUUUCCUAAUCUACGAUCCAUCAGCCUCCACAAAUCAGGUUUGCAGUCCUGGGAAGACAUUGACAAACUAAAUUCAUUCCCCAAACUUGAAGAAGUGAGAUUAUUAGGAAUUCCUCUUCUGCAGCCCUAUACCACCGAGGAGCGGAGGAAAUUGGUAAUAGCCAGAUUGCCAUCCGUCUCCAAACUUAAUGGCAGUGUUGUUACUGAUGGUGAGCGAGAAGAUUCGGAGAGAUUUUUUAUCCGUUACUAUGUGGAUGUUCCACAGGAAGAAGUGCCAUUCAGGUGGAGCUGGAAGUCUGUCGUUUACUGUAGAUGUUCAUGGUAUCAUGAACUGAUUACAAAAUAUGGGAAGUUGGAGCCUUUGGCAGAAGUGGACCUAAGACCCCAGAGCAGCGCGAAAGUAGAAGUCCACUUCAACGAUCAGGUGGCAGAAAUGAGCAUUCGUCUGGACCAAACAGUUGCAGAACUAAAGAAACAAUUAAAAACUCUAGUGCAGUUACCCACGAGCAACAUGCUUCUCUACUAUUUUGACCACGAAGCACCCUUUGGCCCAGAGGAAAUGAAGUACAGCUCUCGGGCAUUGCAUUCUUUUGGCAUUAGGGAUGGAGAUAAAAUUUAUGUGGAAUCCAAAACAAAAUAACCUCUACCAGCCUUGUAAAAACACAUACAUAAGGACUUCUUGCAGGGCAUUUGUUCCCAAUGGUUUUCUUUAGGAGGGAGAAGGUUGUUUUCGUUUGGUUGUGUUUUGUUUUGUUUCAGUUUCAGGGGGGUUUUGUAUAUUUUUCCCCCUAGGAUGGGUAGGGGACUGUUUUUGGUAUUUUCUACCACAGAUUUCUUCAGCUCAGCCAGCAGAAUUGGCCACAUCUCCAGUCCACCCGCCCUCCCUCACGAAAGAUGACCAGGAAGCCGCCGUGUCCGUACCGUGUUCACUGGGACGUGUCUGCCGCGUGGUCGUCCUGACCGCUUCGGGGUACUUGUGGAAAGAGCACGAACAGUGUGUCCCCCGCAGGAGGGUAACUUGACUAUUUAAAUCCGGAGCAGGGAUCUUUCCAGGAAGGGCCAGCAUUUCUCUCCCCCCGUUCUUCCGCGUUCCCUCGUUCUCCCUCCUUUCCUGUUGUGGUUCAGUUUUUCACUUUGACUAGCGUCAGCCCCUGUUUACCUAGUAGCUUCAUUCUGUCUAUAAGUAACUUCUCAUUUCUCAGUGUGGGCGGGGUUUUUUCUUCAUUUCUCCCUUUUGAAACAAUUUCGCGUUUUAAGCAUUUUUCAACCUGAUCCUGAUCUCAGGUACUCAGUUAGCACCUAUAACUCUGUUAGGAUCUGGAAGAGGAGCAGACGGAGAGUUAAAACUCCAGGAAAACUUCCUGUUUGGCAGCACAGGCAGAGCAGCCUGGUCUCUGUAUGUAACAGUGUCCACGUGGGUGUUCGCACACACUGUAUCAACCCUCACGUCCAUAGUAUGAAAUAUGUCGCGUUCCCGAGCAUUCCCGAGUUCGAAUGUAUUUCCUCAUAUCUAGCUAUCUUUUUCCUGACCUUAAACUACUGGGACCAGAGGCCUGACUUUAGGAAGGACCCAAAAAAGUAAUGGAUGUACGUGCCAGGAGAGGUGAGAAUUAGCUAACAGACGAUCUGUGGCGUGUGUGAGGGAGUAUCGCAGGAGAAAAGUCAGGUCGUACAGGAGAAAGAGAGUGUCGUGGCUUUCCUGCCUGUGUCGUCAUUUGAAGUCCUUGCUCUUGCACUUUGCGUCAAAAGUGGGGAAUUUUAAUCAAAGGGAGUUUUGAUUCCCAGUUCUUCCCUGGGAUUUUGUGACGUCGUAAUUGAACAGUUCUUUUUGUUUUACGUUUCAACUUAGUCGCCCCUACUGAAGAACAACUCUGCCUAAUCUAUGAGUAAAGUCUAAGUGUCAAAACUCCAGAAUUGCCUCCAAGUCAUAUUUUUUGCAGAAGCAUGUUUAAAGCACUUUUCUUGAAAAGCUGGCUCCUCGCCUGCUCUGAAAUCUUUGUGUUUGUUCUUGUAGUCCUUUGUUAAUCAGUGUACUCCCUUUCUUCAAUGUAUGUCUUUCUUGGUCCACCAUGUUUACACUUGGGAGACUUGAGGAAGGCUUAGCAUUACUAAGGGCAGGAGAUGUGCACAUAAAAAAGAAGGUAUGUUCUUUUUCGAAGAAUGUAAUCAUUAUCUGAUUGCAUUUGACUUUUUGACCUCUGUUAUAGGAUUCCACCGCUCCUACAAAUUCUUUAAUUUCGUAAGAAAUUUUUAGAUGACUCUUAUAAAAUCCUUCACAUCUGCAGAGUUGUGAUUCUUAUUGCUACUUUAAAUUUUUUUCCUAUGCCAUGACAGCAGAUGUUUAUUCUCUUAAUGCACUUCAGGUUCAGUGUCUGUAAAGCCUCUGACCCAGGCCUACUGAGUCAAAUCUACGUUCACUGUAACAUUAAAGGUGGAAACCAAAGGGUUUGAGAAAGAUGAAUGAAGCCCAUCCUCCUGCUGCAAGACUCUAUCUUUCAAAAUCAGAAGAAUGAGCAAUGGAGAUCGGGGCUGGGUAUAAACAAGAAUAAUUAUUUUGCAGUCACAUUUUCCUGACAGAUUUUUGGAAGUGGGGAAAAAAGCGUGGCAACAGUGCCAUGAAGACAAAAACUGUGGGUGCUUUGUGUAUGUGUGCAUGAGUGCCGACGAGUUUGAAAGAGAAACCGUGUAAUGGAGCCCAUUGCUUUCGUCAGCCUGGGAGACAGAUGCACUCUUAUUUUUUGAGGUUAUGUGACCCCUGACUGUCCUGCAGCAGAAGGCAGAGCAAACACGUCUGUUUUGCUUUAAUCAUAAGUGGAAUGGUCACAACUAAUGAGCUAUUUUGUAUAUGACAAAGUUUUAUGAAAUGCUUUUUUACUAUUAGAGACCUGUUCCUUCUGUUACGACAGAACACAGCGUCCGUCAACUGCAGGCAUAAUUCCCCUAUUAUACAGUUGCAUGUCAGGGGAACUUCUCAUCUAAUGCAGUGGAUGUGGGUAUUUUUAGGGCAUUGUAAUUGAUGGUUUUAAUCAUUGCUGAAUACUUUUUUGAUUGAGAUGAAAUCUAUCACAAUUCCUGGUCUUUUAGAGCUACAGAACAGAAGUAAAAGAGAGAAGCUAUUUGAGCAUGUGUACCUGUAGAUUUAUUUGGGGGGCUGAGCAAAGAUGCUGCUUUUGAAAUAAAAUUGGUGCUGUGUAGACACUUGAAACCAAAAUUAUUUUUGUAACAGGCCGGAAAGGAGACAAGAGACCAUGGACCUUUGAGCCUAAAUGUUAUGCAUAAUUGAUUGCUGCAGCUUAUGUAUUUUAAUAUUGACUUCCUCCAUCCACAUGCAGUGAGAGCAUAUUAUUGGCAUUUAUGAGGCAAAAUGCUGUCAGAGCCAGUGUUACAGAUAUGUUGCUGCAGGCGCAGUGUAUAGGACAUACCUGUCCUCAACUAGAAAUUCUUUUCAGUUUCGAAAAGGGAAAGGAAGCCAGAUCAAAACCAAGGGGUCCUCCGUGCUCACAAGUAGCUGCUGAGGCCACAACAGAGAUCAGUUUUCUUUUUAAUUGAAUUGUUGAAAUAUCCCAGACUGCUUUAAAGGAGAAAAAAAGCUGAGCCCAGUGUCUUUCAUUAUUAUAACAUUUUCUAUUGUUUCUGCCACCAUAUCCGUAAACACAUAAGAAAGCAACGGAAAUCCCACACCUUGUUUCUUUUAAGAGCUUUUGGUGGAAAUAAGCCCGAAACAUGAGCUACGUGUGACAGAGCCGAGUGUCAUGAUGCUAUGUUUUAAAAUUUUGUUCGCUUAACAAAAUGAAACGUCACCAGAUGUUUCAGCUGCGUUGCCGAGUAAGCAGUGCGCCAGCCAGAGGACCUUUGUUGCACAGGGAUCUGACCCCCACUCAGGGCUCGCUGGUGAUAGCUUUUACCAGUGCGCGUGCGCGCGCGCGCGCGCGCGCGUGUGUGUGUGUGUGUGUGUGUGUGUGUGACUUGACCUCUGCGAAGUGCUAGGCUCUAGGGCACAUAAAACAGGAGUACAAAAUAAUAGAUUGUUCUCAGCGAUGCCACUGCUGUUUAUGAAUUUGAUUUUUCCCUCCGUUUCAUGUUAGCUUGAAGACACAAACAAACUGCGUUCAAGUACACCCAGAAGCUGUCUGUGUUACCAGAUGUGUUGUGAACACUCUGUUUCUCAUAGGUGCUUCCAUAAUAUAACAUGUCCAUUGUAGUGACGGAGAGGGACGGGGCUCUCCCAGGCUCCUUCCUCACUUGCCAGUUGUCUCCUGCAGCUAAUGGAAAUAUAUAUUUUAUUUUAGAAUAUAAUUUAAACAUGAAGGUCUAUUCUUUGCACUUUUUAUUAAUACAUAUAUAUAGAGAUAAUCUUUAAAAAAAUUAAAAAUCCAAGUCUACUUUC
Neofelis nebulosa (Clouded leopard) is the source of this 5328-nucleotide messenger RNA. It is a transcript of the gene TBCEL, whose product is annotated as tubulin folding cofactor E like. The record is from RefSeq and is a predicted model, not a curated record. Lineage: Eukaryota; Metazoa; Chordata; Mammalia; Carnivora; Felidae. Gene Ontology annotation, biological process: protein folding. Gene Ontology annotation, molecular function: alpha-tubulin binding. The coding region runs from base 268 to 1581 and encodes 437 amino acids. The transcript is spliced from 10 exons.